Messenger RNA from Arabis nemorensis, 270 nucleotides. The record is from the annotation of a GenBank genome assembly. Lineage: Eukaryota; Viridiplantae; Streptophyta; Magnoliopsida; Brassicales; Brassicaceae.
AUGGAGUUUGUGAUUUCGAAACGAGUCCAAUCUGGGGAAGGAGAGGAGGAGAGUUUGAAAGGAGAACAAGUAUCGAAGCAACUACAUCUGAAGUCGUCUGAAACGCAAACGCAGACGCUGAACAAAAAAGCGGUUCUUAACCGCAUCCGCAACCACAAAUGUAUUUACAAAAUCAAGAGUUUCCUUCACCCCACCGCCGCUAAUAACGGAACCACCGUCGACGCUGAUUACCGGUGGAUUGAUAACGGCGAUGUCUUCUCUUGUCCGUGA